AUGAGUAUUGAAUGCUAUCAGGUUUCUAACUUUUUAUCAUAAAAAAAAAAUAUUAUAAAUGACUUAAAGCUAAAUUAUUUAUUUUUCAAAAAUUUUACCUAAGGAGUAAAGACUAUUUUAACUUAAACAGUUACAAUCUCGAAAAUCUGUCAAAGUUCUUUUCAGCUUAUACUGAAAUCACUGAGGACGCAGCAAUUAAAAUAAGCAAGCUUACUGAAGAAAUUAAAUUGUCUGACAAUACAUCGUCGUUGCAGUCCUUUUUUUCCGACUUUUCUGAGUCCUUGAGGCUUGAAGCAUCCCAUCAAUAUAACUUUGCAAAGUAAUUUUCAAAUUAGGACGCUAAAAUCCCUGCUUAUUGAGCCUAUAGAAGGUUUCAGAGAAAAUUUCGCCAACAGCUAUGUACAUUUUAUUAAUGAAGGCCACAGUAAUGCUCAUUCACUUUCUAAGGCAAAAAAGCAGCUAGAGCUCAAUAAGAAUGCAUAUUUUAAAGCCAGUGUCCAAGCUGAAAAGGCCCAGCGGGUUUUAGAGCUAGAGGAUGAAUUUGAUAGGGUAACUCUUGCAUCAUUGAAUGCAGAAGAAAUGAAAAACCAAGCCCACAAGGCCUCAGAAAUUUAUUUUUCUUCUAUGGCUGAAGAGAAAAGACAUUGGGGCGAAUAUGAAGCCUUGAGGAAAAAAAUAUGCUGUGCCUUAAGAGAUAAUGAAGAAACCAGGGUCCAAUUUAUUAAAAAAACAAUAGAAAAAUAUUUGAAGUCAAAAAGCAGCUUUUAUCAAUCACUGCAAGCUGAUACUGCUGAGCUGACAGAGACAAUAAAUGAAGUUUCCCCUAAAGACAUCAGUAGCUUUGAAAGCGAAUGCUUAGACUUAUUCAAGCCUUUCCCUCAAGAAAAAUGGGCGAUCUAUGAAGACUGGAAAAAUGACCUUAAAAAACUAGGGCAAGAUCCUCUUGCUAUGGAGCAAGGGUAUAUCAGUCCAGGCAUUGGAUAUGUUCCAAUGCAUACCACUCUUGCUUUAAUUAAAGAAAUUUUACAUAGGCUGUUUCCGAAAAAAGAAAGGAAAAAAUCAUUCAGCAGCUCAAGCUCUGAUAGUAUGAGCUCUUCAACUGACACUGAAGAAAGAAUUAAUAACCAUACCAUUGUCUCGUUAACAGAUGUGCUUCUUACAACUGAAGGCAGAAGAAUAUUUAUCCAGCUCCUAGAGUCCAAAAAAUCAAGCCCAGAUUUAGAAAUCCAGCAUCUGCAAACCCUUGCGAAUUUUUUGACAAUUAUUUUAAGCUCACUUAUGAAUGAAGCUGACUGUGAUUAUAAUUUAUUUUACAAAAUUGUGGUACUUUCUCAUAUAUUCAGGACCGCUGGGGUAAAAAAAGGGUAUCUUUUUGAGCAUUUGUCACAUCAUCCUAUUUUCCAGAUAAGAAAAAUGUGAAGCCAGACGAUUGAAUGUGCGAUUAAUUCAAAAGUUUUGGCUGAUAAUGAAGCUUUUCAUAGGGCUCGAAAAAGAAUUAGGAAAAAUAAGGUCCAGCCGAAAAAUUUCAAAAAUUCUAAAUUUUCGGUAGAAAAAUCAGAAAAAAAUACGGCGACUUUGCUGCUGAAUCAAUUUAACUUUUACAUGGCUAAUUUGAAGGUUCCUUUAGAACUAGCAAGAUCAAUAAUAUCUGAAUCAGCCCAAAGGACUAAAGUGGACGAAGAAAGAAGGUUUUCAUUGAUGACUGAGCUUCAUGCAGCGCAGAUUGAAUUUUAUAAAAAAGAAUUCGGAAAGCCAAAAUCGCUUAAAAAAAGAUCUGCUGAAAGAGAUGAGUGAGGCAGGUUCAUGCCUAUAGGUCUUUCUCUCCAGUUUCUCACAAAAGAGUGUUAUUUGCCGCUUAUGCUAGUUUGCAAGCACUGAUACUCUAAUUUAAAGCUUAAAAUCAUCAAGCGAGCUCUAAUAGAAGACUUAAAUGACAAAGUCCGACUCGAAGCAUGAACCUCAAUUUUAUGCAAGCCAGGAAAAAUUUCUUAUACAGAUCUUGUUAAUAAGCUAAAAGUCGACAAAUCUUCAAUUGAAAAAGUCCAAGAUGUCAUUGUGAUGGACAUAUUAAGGUCAUACCCUAACGACCCUAUUGUUGAUAGUGAAAAACUCAGAAAUAUCCUCCAAGCUUAUGCUUCUUAUAAACCUGACGUAGGGUACUGUCAAGGGAUGAAUUUUAUAGCAGGGACACUUUUUUACGUUCUAAGAGAUGAGGAAAAAGUCUUUUGAUGCCUCUCCACUAUGAUCCAAAAAUUUAAAAUGGAGGAACUCUUUUCUUCCAACCUCUCCAAGCUAAAACUUUUCUUUUUUACAUUAGAUCGAUUUUUAGCGUAUCUUUUGCCUGAAGUCCAUAAAACUUUUAACGCUGAAAUGAUCAGUUCUAACCAUUUUGCGUCUUUAUGAUUUAUUACAUUAUUUUCAGGGAUUCUAAACAGCAAAAUAGAAAUAUUGCUUAAAAUUUGGGACCAGUUUUUUUAUGUAAGAUUUAUUUAGAAAGGCUGAAAAGUUAUAUUUAAAGUCAGCAUUGCGCUGCUAACUAGGAUAUCGGGACAUAUUUUGCAUAAGAAAUUUGAGGAUAUUUUGUCUUUGAUGUCAAGCCUUCAUGGCCCGUUUGCAAAAGUGAAUGUGUUUGAUAAUGAUUUGUUUAAAGAAAUGGGGUAUAUAAAAGUAACAAAUCAAAUGAUAGUCCAGGCAAGAAAAGAGUAUGAAAAAAUUUGUGAACAAAUGAGGGAGAAAUAA
Molecule: messenger RNA, 2739 nt
Organism: Blepharisma stoltei
Lineage: Eukaryota; Ciliophora; Heterotrichea; Heterotrichida; Blepharismidae
Source: the annotation of a GenBank genome assembly